This is a messenger RNA of Plectropomus leopardus (leopard coralgrouper), 1876 nucleotides long. RefSeq names its product zDHHC palmitoyltransferase 12b (gene zdhhc12b). Gene Ontology annotation, cellular component: Golgi apparatus; endoplasmic reticulum. NCBI's taxonomy places the organism in Eukaryota, Metazoa, Chordata, Actinopteri, Perciformes, Serranidae. Gene Ontology annotation, molecular function: protein-cysteine S-palmitoyltransferase activity. The record is from RefSeq and is a predicted model, not a curated record. Gene Ontology annotation, biological process: protein targeting to membrane; peptidyl-L-cysteine S-palmitoylation.
UGCACAGGGACGACAACAAAAAACAAAUUCGCUAGAGCGAUGUUUAAAUUCAAAUAUUAUGUUUAUCGACCUACAUUUAAUUUAGUAUUUGGUUCAGGCACGCGAAACAAAUACCGCGAACGAGCAGUGUAGCGCCGACGGUCCCGUUAAAGCCGUUAAUACCCUGGCGACAUUAACGUUAGCUAGUGCUAGCUCUCUGAAAGGACGCUUUUUUACGCUUUUUGAUGUUUGAGGAAUAUUAACGUUGGUUGUGUUUUGUCCUCGCGCGCUGGAUAUCAUUUAGCAAACGUUUGUCCACACUGCCUGUCCUGUCCUGUCCUGUCCUGUCUCUGACCGUCCCGCCGUCUGCUCAGCCCCUGAAGAUAACGAUGGACGCUUUAACAUGCUAGGACCAUGUUUAAAAAUGUUUUUGGCUCAGGGUUUCUGGUGAGAACAGCUCAUGUGAUUCUAACAUGGGUCAUAACCUUAAUACUCUUCCUACAUGAUACAGAGCUGAGGAAGCAGGAGGAGACAGGCCAGCUGGUCCAGCCUGUCCUCUUUGUCCUGCUGGUGUUGGUGUCAGUGUUGCUCUAUUUCGCUGUCUCUCUGAUGGACCCAGGCUUCAUCUUGUCUGAUGACAGUGAUUUACAGUUCACGCUGGGAGUGACUGAGGAGCAGCAGGACAUGAUCCCACCCACCACCAAAUCCCUGCGCCAGCGCCGCUGUGGCCACUGUCUGCUGCAGCAGCAGCCAAUGAGAUCGAAGCACUGCCAGACCUGUCAGCACUGUGUGCGGCGUUACGACCAUCACUGCCCCUGGAUUGAGAACUGUGUCGGUGAGAGGAACCACCGCUGGUUUGUGCUGUACCUCGCUGUCCAGCUGCUGGUGCUGCUGUGGGGGCUGCACAUCGCCUGGUCGGGUUUCAGCUACGCGCCCACCUGGCAGCUGUGGCUGCGCACUAACGGCAUGCUGCUGGCCGUGGCUGUGCUGGUGGCUCUGCUGUCGCUGAUCGUGCUGCUGCUGCUCGGCUCUCACCUCUACCUGGUUUCUCUCAACACCACCACCUGGGAGUUCAUGUCUCGCCACCGCAUCUCCUACCUGAAACACUGCGGCGCCGAUGAGAACCCCUUCGACCGCGGAACCUUCCACAACCUUUGGGGUUUUUUCUGCAUGUGGGACACGGUGGUGUGGGAGCAGGUCUACUUCAGGGAGGGCAGCGACCAAGUCUAGGACAUAAAGACACCGAAAGGGGCUUCACUCAUGAACAGGCUCUCUGGAUUUGGGAUCAGAAACUUGAGCAUGAAGUUGGGAGUUAAACUUCAUUCCUUGUGUGCAGUUUACCUUUAUAUAUACAAAUAUACACUUGUGUUGUUGUCCCAUCACUCGGCAACAUUUACCCUCUUUAACAUCUGCAGUGUUGUUAUUGUUGCCCAUAUUUCCUGUUUUUUUCCUCCUCUCCCUAAGUGACUGUCAGCAGACGAGGAAGAUGUUCGGUAUAUCCACAGAAUGAUGAACCUGGUAAUCAUGUCUGUGUGGACAACAGCUAACCAGCACUACAGUCCUUACUCUAAUAACCAUUUACAACCAUUCAAGUAUACAGUACCAUUCCCCUAAAAAACACGCUUUACGGUCCAAUUUUAAAGGAAUAGUUCACCCAGAAACAAUAGAAAGUCAAGGGAGGUCAUCACUAUACACCUUUUAUAUAAAAACAUUUUCUAUUGAUUGGCAUUAGGGAGAGCAGAGCGCCUGAAAAAUGAAAGCAUAUCAGUGCAAAGAGACAGAGGCAAAAAGAAAGACGGGUUAUGAAAUGUCCGAAAAACCUUUGUGGCUGGACUACAGGGGUAAAGCUGCACAGCCUCCACCGGCCACAUGUGGACCUACAUUCCUGACCAGAGCA